Messenger RNA from Rotaria socialis, 261 nucleotides. NCBI's taxonomy places the organism in Eukaryota, Metazoa, Rotifera, Eurotatoria, Philodinida, Philodinidae. The record is from the annotation of a GenBank genome assembly.
AUGUUCGGUGCGAUUAAUAGUGAAACUCCUCCAUAUGAUGUCAUUGCCAAGAAAGAUGGUUAUGAAAUUCGUCGAUAUUCGAAACAAUUAAUGGCACAAAAAACAAAAAUUUCAACGGCAGCUCCAGUUAUAAUGCAAGAAACUGAAUCUGAAUCUGAUAGUUUUGUGAAACGUACAAUGUCAUUCACAGUGGCACCGUCGAAAUUUAAAUCAUUAGAUCAACCUCCAACACCUAACGAUAAAACGAUUGAAACUGUCUAA